AUGUCUUCAAUUCCUUCUUCGAUUCCUUCUUCUCAAAAAGUCGUCCUAUUUAAUAAGACAGGAGGACCAGAAGUGCUAGAAUAUGUGGAUUUUGCCAUCCCAAAGAUAGCAGACAACGAGUUGCUCAUUAAAAAUCGAUACGCUGGUAUCAAUUACAUUGAAGGUUACUUUCGGACUGGUCUUUAUCCGGCAAAGACUCCUUAUGUAUUGGGUCGUGAAGCUACUGGUGUUGUCGUCAGAGUUGGAAGUGCCGUCAAAGGCUUCCAACAGGGUGAUAAGGUUACCUAUUUAUCAGGCUCUACUUUCGCCCAGUACACGAAGUAUCCUGCUGUCGGUAACUUGAUCAAGUUGGAUGCCAAAGCCGACGAUGAGAAGAUGAAGUUAUACUCGGCCUCUCUAAUACAAGGACUUACUGCUCUCACGUUCAUCAACGAAGCAUACAAUGUCCAGCCUGAUGACUAUAUUCUUGUCACGGCUGCUGCAGGUGGAGUUGGUCUAAUUCUAGACCAGUUGUUAAGUAAGCAGAAGAAAGCGCAUGUCAUAGCUAUUGCUUCUACAGAUGCCAAGUUGCAGAAGGCCAAAGAAGCAGGUGCCGAGUACUUGCUAAACUCCUCUAAGUUGUCUCAGGAUCAACUCGUUGCCAAGAUUAUGGAGUUUACAAAGAAUAAGGGUGUUUCUGCUUCCUUUGAUUCCGUUGGUAAGGAUACAGCCGAGCUUUCUCUAGCUGUCUUGGCCAGAAAGGGAACAUUUGUGUCGUUUGGUAAUUCAUCUGGUGCUGUUCCUCCUUUAAACAUCUCAAGACUCGCUAAAAAGAACUUGAAGGUGUUAAGGCCUCUGUUAUUUGGCUAUAUCGCUGAGCCUGAAGAGUUCCGGUAUUAUUUGCAGAAGCUCUUCGAUCUUAUCGAUAACAAGCAGUUGAACAUCUCCAUCUACAAGGUCUAUCCUCUUUCCGAGUACAAGACGGCAGUUAAGGAACUUGAAGGCCGUAAAACCUCCGGUAAGCUUCUCUUGGAGAUCCCUCAGUAA
Messenger RNA from Brettanomyces nanus, 1026 nucleotides. RefSeq lists its product as uncharacterized. Lineage: Eukaryota; Fungi; Ascomycota; Pichiomycetes; Pichiales; Pichiaceae. Gene Ontology annotation, molecular function: zinc ion binding; quinone reductase (NADPH) activity. Gene Ontology annotation, cellular component: cytoplasm. Gene Ontology annotation, biological process: cellular response to oxidative stress. The transcript has a single exon. The record is from RefSeq and is a predicted model, not a curated record. The coding region runs from base 1 to 1026 and encodes 341 amino acids.